Molecule: messenger RNA, 720 nt
Organism: Bubalus bubalis (water buffalo)
Lineage: Eukaryota; Metazoa; Chordata; Mammalia; Artiodactyla; Bovidae
Gene: MRPL52
Product: mitochondrial ribosomal protein L52
Exons: 5
Coding region: 307-720 (137 amino acids)
Biological process (GO): mitochondrial translation
Cellular component (GO): mitochondrial large ribosomal subunit
Molecular function (GO): structural constituent of ribosome
Source: RefSeq, a predicted model, not a curated record
GAUUUCACUCCGGCUAAGGAAAACAUGUUACAGUGAGGCUAGAAGACAGAAUGAGGUCACGUGGAUGUUACUCAACUGAGAUAAAUUUCAAAGGACUAGUGGCCGCAGCAAGGAGAUAGGCUGUGGGGAGACAGUUCAGAACGGUUUCGUCUGAGAGGACGCGACUUCCACAAAGUUGUACCCAACACUAAGAACACAUACUCAGAACAACCGCUCUCCUCCAAAACACCCUGGAAGCAAUUUUGACCCUCUUUUCCGUACGAUGAGCCAAGAUGGCGGGGCCCGUGUUUGAAUACCAGAUUCAAGAUGGCAACUUCCUGCUUCCCGCGCAGCGUCGCGCGUGGCCAACGAGGCCACGCCCACUUCCGGCUCCUGCGCCUCAGCAUGGCUGCUUUGGGUAUGCUGCUCUCUAGUGUCCGGAGACUGCAUUGCGGCUCCGCGGCUCGGGCAGGCAGCCAGUGGCGACUCCGGCAGGGCCUUGCUGCCAACCCCUCCGGCUACGGGCCCCUUACAGAGCUCCCAGACUGGUCGUACGCGGAUGGCCGCCCUGCUCCUCCAAUGAAAGGCCAGCUUCGAAGAAAAGCCCAAAGGGAAAAGUUUGCGGUGAGUGAGACGAGUUGUACUGCUGUCACAGGAAAUGGAUGCUGGAUUACAGGCAUGGCAGCUCAGACAGCAGGAGAAGUUGCAGGAAGAAAAAAGGAAGCAGCAGAAUGCUCUUAA